Messenger RNA from Ramularia collo-cygni, 864 nucleotides. RefSeq lists its product as uncharacterized. NCBI's taxonomy places the organism in Eukaryota, Fungi, Ascomycota, Dothideomycetes, Mycosphaerellales, Mycosphaerellaceae. The record is from RefSeq and is a predicted model, not a curated record. The transcript has a single exon. The coding region runs from base 1 to 864 and encodes 287 amino acids.
AUGCAGUACUUUCGUUUCGCCUUCACGGCCAUCGCUCUAAUUACCRUCGCCAGAUGCUCUCCUCGUGUCUUUGAGCCAGCAACCGCAAAGCAAGCCCUUGGACUAGAUCCCAUCCCAGCUAAAUUCGGAUCCGGAUAUACCAACCCAGAUUCAGCCGACAGAGUCGCGACCGAUGCCUACGACCUAGAUGCGGCCGACAGACGUGCAUCGAAUGCAUACACUCCAGACGCCUUCGAAAGACCCGCAUCGAAUGCAUACACUCCAGAAGCCUUCGAAAGGCCUGCAUCGAGCAGCUACACCCCACCCUCAAACAGGAGACCUGCAGCAAGCACAUACAACCCACCCUCAAACAGGAAACCUGCAGCAAGCGGAUACAACCCAACCUCAAACAACAGACAAGCAACAGGCCCCUACACCUCAAACACAAACAACAAACCCUCAUCAUCAUCCGGCUACUCCAGAACCGACAUCGACAGAACAUACACCAUCUACCGCUCCUCCCUACAAUCCCUCGCCAGAGAACUCGAAAGCCGCUCCUCAUACCAACAAACCUCAACCCUCGAUACCUCUCGCGCAGCACUCAAGACCGCUCAAACCGCCCUAGCAACUUUCCGCACAGCAGCCAAACCUACACCGACCAGGUGUGCGGCAGUCAAACUCAUCCCUGCUGGCGAUCAGGAGAUUGCUGUCAAGUAUCUUACUUUUGUGCAGAAGACCGUGGAUGAGGCGUAUGCGCAGUCAAUUGACAGGGAUGGAGAGUCUGCGUAUUGGAAUUUCUGCUUGAUUGAUGAUUACAUGGGUGCUGUGGAGGAAUACAUUGAGAAGGAUGGUGUGUACAACGGGAAGAGUAUCGGGACUUUUUAG